This is a messenger RNA of Pyricularia grisea, 1550 nucleotides long. RefSeq lists its product as uncharacterized. Bases 253 to 1146 code for a protein of 297 amino acids. The record is from RefSeq and is a predicted model, not a curated record. The transcript is spliced from 2 exons. Lineage: Eukaryota; Fungi; Ascomycota; Sordariomycetes; Magnaporthales; Pyriculariaceae.
GCGAAUAGUGGCCAGGCUUCCAGUUUCCAUUGUGUCAUAUUAGCUAGAGACGAUUCCCUCUUAUUCUUUUUUUUUUUGCUUCCAAAUAUUUUCAAUGUCCGAUCCUCCCCCCUGCUUGCAACGCUAGUCCUCACCUAUCCUCCCCAUCCCCACGAUAUAUAUCUGUGCUGCUGUGGUCUUGCUUGGGACGGGCGACUGUCAAAACGAUAUCUUAAGACUUUUCCACCCAAACGAAUCCACCCAAUUCAAGCAAUGAACCAGGCUUCCCGAGAAACCGGCGACAUGACGCCUGUUUUCUAUGAUCCCUACCACCCUGCAAACAAUACGAUGAAGGAAGUGGUCGCUCCGGAUCACGCAGAGGUCAAUCGUUCCAAUCUGGCUGACCUGGAGCCAGUUUCCCAGGCGGGAGUGAACGGAUCGGCAGACUGGGGGUUUUCUCCAUCCAAAAGCCCAAACAUGGCCGGGGCAAUACAAAAACCCUGGAAGUCCGAGGAGAUGCAGUCGAGCGCGGGAAAGGAACGGAAGAUUUGUGGGAUCAGCCUGGCGACGUUUGUGUUGGCCAUCGCGCUCGUGAUUCUUCUGCUUGCUGCAGCAGUGGGUGGCGGUGUUGGUGGGAGCAUGGCGGCGAGUACUGCAAGAGAACUGGAUGAAUGCAAAACCAACCUGAACCAACUGUCCCCAUCACCUACUACAUCUCAGCCCCCAUCCUCGUCCUCAAGUCCAACCGGCGACGCCGCAAAGUGCGACAACAAAACCAUGAUCGAAAUUGGCCCGAACGGAGGUAUGGUGAUGCCGAGACAGCAGGUCACCGUGGAACUCGACUGCCCUAGCAUCAACAAUUCGCAGAGGUACCCUUCCAUCGGAGGCCAGCAGUGGGACUUUAAAAUAUCGUGCGCAGUGGACUACAAGGGGAACGACAUUGGAGGGGCCGUGGCCUACUCGCUCGACGACUGCAUCUGGGCCUGCGCGGCCAUGAACAGCUUUGCGAAAAACGACACCUGCCGCGCUGUCACUUUUCACGCCGCCCUGUCGGAUUCGGUUGCGAGGAACCAGAUAAACUGCUUCCUGAAAAACGGCGUUUCGAACAGGGAAACUGGUAAGGGCCUGCUUGUUGCUGGUGCCACGUUGGCGGGAAGGACUCCUUGAUUGGCUUGUCGUCUUGUAAGUGAGGUUUGGUAGGUGUUUGAUACCUGGGGGACAAUAUAAUACAGGAUCUGUGGGAGACUAUUUGGCCACUUGAAGCUCCCGAAUCGGGAGUUUCUAGGAGAAUAUUUGGGCGGAUUGUAACCUUGCAAGCUCGUUGAGCUUAUACUUUGGUUUGCGUCAGAACUACUUUGACUAGGUAUAUAAAUAUGGCAUGUGGGAUGGCUAAUGCUCAGGGACGAGGCAGUUGCAUACUUUUAUAUAAUGAGAGGGGAUCACUAUAUCAUUUGGACUAAAAUAAAGAGGCCGGGAACUAUAAUGCACAGGUACAGGAACCUACUGUUCAGUUAACAUGACCCUGGAAUAUAUUCUGCUGUGAUAAUUGGAAUAGAAAAGCUAGUUCUGAC